AUGGGUUCAAUUCAGGAACAAGCACCAGUGAAGAAGCUGAUGCAAUUGAACUUUUUUGAUAUGGCUUGCGCUGGCAGUCAUAUGCCAUAUGGACAAUGGAAAGAGCCUGGCGACAUGGCACAAUUUAAAGACCGCCUUGAAUACUACCAAUGGCUUGCACAACUUGCAGAAAAGGGCAAAAUCAUCUCAAUCUUCUUUGCGGAUGUUUAUGGCGGUCAUGACGUAUAUGGAGGCAAUAUGGACGUUAUGCUGAAAGGUGGCUCAAACGUUGGAGUCAUUGAUCCUGUUACUAUCGUGGCUGCUAUGGCCGCCGUCACAAAAUCCGUUUCUUUCGGAAUUACGGGUAGCACAAGUUAUAUUGCCCCAUAUAUUUUGGCUCGUACUUGGUCCUCUCUGGAUCAUGUAACACGUGGUCGUAUCGGUUGGAAUGUGGUCACAAGCUAUAGCGAGUCAGCGGCCAAAGCAAUGGGAAAAGACAGAGUUCCUCCAUCUCACGAACGAUAUGAAGCUGCUGAAGAAUAUUUAGAUCUCACUUACCAACUUUGGGAGAAGUCUUGGGAAGAUGGUGCUGCAGUUUGGGGAAGUAAAGAGCAACCUGAUACAGUAUACGAUCCGAAAAAGGUUCACAAAAUCGAAUUCAACGGCAAAUAUCACAAAUGCAGUGCAUAUCACCAGACACAUCCUUCGCCACAGCGUACCCCGGUAAUCUUUCAAGCGGGCGCCUCCAAGUUCGGAAUAGAGUUUGCAGGGAGACAUGCUGAGGGAAUUUAUACUGAUAUGCAGGACAGACCCAGCUUGUUAGCACAUACCAAAGCAGUUCGCGAGGCAGCAGCGCGAAAUGGAAGGAAUCCAGCCGAUAUCAAGUUCUUCGCCGCUGUCACGCCUUUCAUUGGAAGAACCCUAGAAGAAGCUCAGGAAAAGUACCAUAGAGCAAAGAAGAACAUGAAUGGUGAGGUCAGUCUUGCCAAGUUUAGCGCAUACUCUGGCGUAGAUAUGUCUCAAUAUCCAUUAGAUGAGCCCUUUGUUUUCGAUGGUAACACUACUUCAUCAAAUAUAAUCACUGGUGUUGUCAAUAGUAUGAAAGCUAUGUUCGACAAGUUUGAUGGUCCUGUAACACCAAGAAUGUUUGGUGAGAAAAUGAGUCUUUCCGGUUUUGCCCCGGUCGGAACCCCUGAAAUGGUAGCAGACGCUUUUGAGGAACAGUUCAACGAGACUGAUAUCGACGGCUUUAAUAUUGUCUAUGUAUCGAAUCCUGGAAGCUACGAAGAUGUCGUGGAAUUACUUGUACCAGAACUACAACGCCGCGGUUUAAUGUGGCAAGACUAUGCAGUCCCAGGUGGUACUUUCAGAGAAAACAUUCACUCCAAGCCCGGUGAACGCUUUUUGGCACUUGAUCACCCUGGUGCAAAAUAUCGCAAGACCCAGAACUCAGCAGCAAAUAGUCAUGAAGUGACUGCAUCUUCUGCCUGA
Molecule: messenger RNA, 1470 nt
Organism: Glarea lozoyensis ATCC 20868
Lineage: Eukaryota; Fungi; Ascomycota; Leotiomycetes; Helotiales; Helotiaceae
Product: Bacterial luciferase-like protein
Exons: 5
Coding region: 1-1470 (489 amino acids)
Molecular function (GO): oxidoreductase activity, acting on paired donors, with incorporation or reduction of molecular oxygen; monooxygenase activity
Source: RefSeq, a predicted model, not a curated record